This is a messenger RNA of Chaetomium strumarium, 2617 nucleotides long. RefSeq lists its product as uncharacterized. Lineage: Eukaryota; Fungi; Ascomycota; Sordariomycetes; Sordariales; Chaetomiaceae. Gene Ontology annotation, molecular function: GTPase activator activity; small GTPase binding. The transcript has 2 exons. The record is from RefSeq and is a predicted model, not a curated record. Gene Ontology annotation, biological process: small GTPase-mediated signal transduction. The coding region runs from base 205 to 2196 and encodes 663 amino acids.
CGAACACAGACUCGGGACAUUAGUUAAGCACGACGAGAGGCACGGUGGAAGGCACGCACGAACUGGACAACUUCGGGACCGAGGGCAUCUUUAACUUCGGUUUGCAGCAUGCAGAGGGAUCAAAAACGGCCUCAUACCGCCGUAUCAUGAGCCCCGUGGCGCACGACGGUUGCCCAGCACAGCGGAAAUUACGACGUUGCAACGAUGAGUGACAUGCUGGAGGAUGGGCUACGCGAACAGCUGGCGGCCGCGCUGCUCGGUUGGGGUGGGGGCGACGGGGGCGGUAUGCAGCGAAAAUCCAGCGAGUCGACUGAUAAUGACGACUGCGACCGGGGGACGCCAAAAACCGAGCGAGCCCUCAGUGUAGGUCACCGACAGGGCUACAUACGCGGCCUGAUGGAAUAUGCGGACCAGCACGGCGACGGGACAGCGGUGGACGACGACAUCGACGCUGACUCGACCCACGACGCCAGCGACAGCUUUGACGCCGCGUCGAAAGCCGGCGGGCGGUCCCAAGGACGACCUCGAGAUACGAGCACGGCGGAGAGAUCGGCCCCAGCAGCAGCGGAGAAGGCGCUGCCGCCGCUCCCGGUCGACACACCUACACCGCUCGCCUCGCCAGGCUCGCCCCCACUGGAAAUGUCCUGCAGGAUAUCGCGGUUUCCCUUCUCCCACCCGUGCGAGGUGCCCGAGCUGAUGCCGGACCAAGAGGAUAUCCCGUCCGUGUCUGACCCUGUAACCCCGAGCGUCGCCACAGACGUCUUCCGUCCGCUUACCGAGGUCCUGUCACCGCACUUGGAGCUCGGCCCGUUCUCCAACCCAGCGUCCCAGCCCGAGCUCUACGACCGAGCGCCCAGGAUGGCCAUCAAGUCGUUCGUGUCCGACCUGUCGGUGCCGGAUGUGCCGGACAGCAUCCCGGAGGAGGAAGACGACGACGUGAACACGGACGGCGUCUCCAUGCUGACGCCCACCGAGGUAUCCUUCGACACCGGCGACGGCGAGUCUGGGUCGACCCAGGUUGACAAGCACGGAUUCCUCUCGGUCGACAACUCCCGGCCGUCGCAAAGCGUCAGCUCGUUGGGAAGCGGAUCGAUGAGCUCGAGCGAAUGGCGGCCCAGCCAGGCCAACGGCCCGCGGAAAUCAAUCAGCCUCUUCUCGCGCAGGCGCGGGCCGCUGGAGGAGGAGUGCCUGGAGAGGCGGUCUUUGACUCCGGCCCAGCUCAAUACACCGGGGCUGAGCCACCCUGGAGGUCUCUUUAGCCCCGGCCCCGCCUCGCCGACGUCGCCCACUUUGCCGUCGGCGUCCCCCAGCCGCGCCGAAGCCAGCAUGGCAUCCAGAUUCUUCCAGCAUAUGCCGUGGAUGCACGACUCGCGGCCAGGGAAGCCAGAAGCCGUGUUUGGGGUGGACCUGAAGGAGAGCAUCCGGGUCGCGCCCAUGAAAAUCAGGAUAUCGCACAAGGGCAGGAGCACGUCGUACAGGACGUUUCCGCUGUCGGUGUACAAGUGUUGCGAGUUCAUCCGUCGUGCAGGCGGCACCGACGGCGACAUCUUCGCCGCGCCCGGGAACGCGUACAACGUCUCGCAGCUCAAAGCCAUCUUCAGCCAGCCUCCAACGUACGGGGAACAUUUCCAGUUCGAGGGGAGCGACUACACCGCCUACGACGCCGCGCGACUCGUACUGAUCUUCCUCGAGGAGCUGCCGAAGCCGCUCAUCUCGCCAUCGGUCGUCAAGUCGUGGAUCCUGCUUGCGCGGCAAGCGGGGGCCAUCGAACCGCCCUGUCCGCGCGUCGAGACCGGGCUCGACUUCUGGACCGAGGCGCUGAACCGGCUGCCGACCGCCAACCGCAACCUGACCAAGCACCUGCUCACGCUCUUUGCCGAGAUCCUGCUCGCCGCAACGGGCGCCGUCACGGAGGCGGACGCGCGGCAGCUGGCGUCGACCGUCUCGCGGGCCAUGUUUCACCAGGACGCCGAGGGGCCGCUCGACAGCAAGAACAGAGAUGCCAAAAAGAAGCCGGUGCGCAGGAACGUGCAGCCGACGCUGGCGCUGGCCUUCCUCAUCAAGAAGCGCAGCGAGUACGCCAUCCGGCUGGACGAGGCCUCGAAACGCGACAUGGCCAAGCGCGAUUCCAAGCUGUUCCUGCCCAGCACACGCGAGAUGAUGGAGUGGAAGGAGAAGAGUGUAGCGGGCGCGUGAUAAGUGACUGUGGCGUUUUAUCCUGCCGACCGGCCUAAGUAUCAUAUGGGGGAGGAUCAUGGCUCGCUUAGAGAUACCCCGUUUCCUUGUCCGGCUGCUCCAAUGCUUUGUGUCUUGUUUGCUCUCUUGUCUGCAUAGCUUUUGAGGCGGUGUUGACGGUGUUGUAGUUGGAAACGUGGGAGCAGCAUAUACGGCGUCUGAAUUGUCUGCUACAUACUCCCCAUUUUCUUCUGAAUAUUUAUGGAAGUGGAGGGCUUAAUGGUGCGUGGCGUAUAUAUAUGUACGUACAUAAUGAAACGGGUUAGCAUGUUGGGGUAGAUACACUGGAGGGGGCAAUUAUCUCAUGUUAAUGUUUAUGGCGUUUCUUGGAUUUUUCCACCCCUGGAUCUUUGACUGAGUCUCGUCGCUGGCCCAUUUGACG